Messenger RNA from Megalops cyprinoides (Indo-Pacific tarpon), 1819 nucleotides. Its product is annotated as E3 ubiquitin-protein ligase TRIM63-like. Gene Ontology annotation, molecular function: zinc ion binding. The transcript has a single exon. The coding region runs from base 157 to 1218 and encodes 353 amino acids. Lineage: Eukaryota; Metazoa; Chordata; Actinopteri; Elopiformes; Megalopidae. The record is from RefSeq and is a predicted model, not a curated record.
GUCCGGGCAGAUCAAAACAAACCUCGCCAAAGACAGCAGCAGCAGCACCAGUGGUAGCAGCAUCUACAGUAGCAGCAGCCACAGUCACACAGCGGACGGAGGCUCCAGCAAAGCAGCAAGCUACACCCAGGAUACAAAACAGUGUUUCUGCCUAGAAUGGACAUCCACACCGGCCACAUGAGGAGGUCUUCCAGCCCCAUGGAGAGCCUGGAGAAGCAGCUGAGCUGCCCCAUCUGCCUGGACAUGUUCACCAAGCCGGUGGUCAUCCUCCCCUGCCAGCACAACCUCUGCAGGAGCUGCGCCAGUGACCUGUAUGACUCGCGCAACCCCUACCACUUCUCCGGCGGCAUCUUCCGCUGCCCCACCUGCCGCUUCGAGGUGGUCCUGGACCGGCACGGUGUCCACGGGCUCCAGAGGAACCUGCUGGUGGAGAACAUUAUCGACAUCUACAAGCAGCAGCAGGAGGGCGGCAGGGGGAACGAGGCCCCGCUGAAGACCAAGGAGAGCAAGGAGCUCAUGUGCCAGGAGCACGAGGACGAGAAGAUCAACAUCUACUGCACCACCUGCCAGGUGCCCACCUGCUCCCUCUGCAAGGUGUUCGGGGCCCACAAGGACUGCGAGGUGGCGCCCCUGCAGAACGUUUACCAGAGCCAGAAGGCGGAGCUCAGCAACUCCAUCGACCUGCUGAUGGCGGGAAACAGCUGCGUGCAAGCCCUCCUGAGCCAGAUGGAGGACACCUGCAAGACCAUCCAGGACAACAGCCAGAGGCAGAAGCAGACCCUGGGCGAGAAGUUCGACCUGCUCUACGCCAUCCUGGAGGAGAAGAAGGCCCACCUCCUGGACAAGAUCAGCCAGGAGCAGGACGAAAAGAUCCGCGUCCUGCGGUCCCUGGUGCAGCAGCACACCGAGCAGCUGCAGGCCAGCACCAAGCUGAUGGACGACGCCAUGCAAACCAUGGAGAAGAGCGGGGUGGCCGAGUUCCUGCUGUCCGCCAAGCAGCUCAUCGCCCAGACCAAAGACGUGGCCAAGAGCUCCCUCAAGCAGAGGCCAGAGCCAGGGUUCGAAAAGAUGGACCACUUCACCCUGGACACAGAGGAUGUUGAAGCCAUGCUGGCUAAGAUGGACUUUGGACCGGAGUCAGAUGAGGAUUUUGAAGAUGCAGAGGAGGAGGAGGAGGAGGAAGAGGAGGAAGAAGAAGAAGAAGAGGAGGAGGAAUAAACAAGACUGACAGUUUUUGUAAACUAUGAACUUUAGCUUACUGAAUGCGAAGGGACUAGAGAUUAGAUAGAAACAUGUCGAAAGAACUGUGGAGAAGGGCAAAUGAAUGAAUGAGGGAGUUGACAGAUAUUUUUAAUGAUGGGCUUCUGCAGAUAUUCUGUGGAAAUAUGAGUUUUAUGGAAUACAGCUCCAGAAGCUCCUCCAGAGAAGACAGCUGUAGAAGCCCAGAUUUCAUAUCUUAUCCUCACCACAAGUGCAAUUUUAAAUGGUUGUUUUUUACACAUACAAAAUGUAACAUUUUGUAUAUAUUCUACUUUUAUACUUUUGUAUAUUUUCAUGUCAGUUUUAUACUGAAUUAUUUAUUAAUGUCUUUUAGAUUUUGAUGUUUACACUUGAAGCUGUUCACAUAUCAUCUUAGUUCAAGUCUGGAAUAGAAUAUUAAGUAGAGAUCGAUAGUAUUUCUGAGCGAGCCUAGAAUGUCUCCUGUUUGUGUCGAAUUGCUAAAUACUUGAAAUGAUAUGGAAUGCACUUGACUGACAGCCAUAACAAUUUGAAAGUCUUGUUUUAGUUGAAAGUUGAAAUAAAGCAGUUGAAAAACGCA